GUAACUUUUAUGGAAUAAGAUGAUUUUACUUUUCCCUUAUUGUUGCUUGUUGCUAGGUUCUGGCAAUACGUCUAAGGCAGACACUGAGAAGAACCCUUCAACUACUCUCUCAAGUUUUAGCAGGGCGAGAGGCAACACGUUUUUCAGGUUGGCUCGAGACCAAAGAUUUGACAUGGUCAAAUCUAUAAGUUACAAGAGUGCCCUUGCCUGUUACGAGAAGGCCUACAAAUGGGCGUCUAGGGACGAGGAUUUGGUAUCAGCGGCAAAAAACGCGGCAACAACGUGUUGGAGACUAGCAACGCUUAAAAUGGCAACCGGAUGUGCUUCUGACCAAAAGGUGAUUCACGAAUACUUCAAAGAUGCUCUGCAGUACUUCGGCAAAGCUUACCCCAAAAGAAACUGCAAAGGAGAAAAAUGGGCCAAACAUCUGGAAAAGUCAAUUCAGGAUUGCCUGAAUGAUAUCAGAACUUGGAUCAGACCUAAGGAUGAAGAUGAUCGGAUAGUUGCUCUGACGGAAUACUUGGAAUACCUACCUUCAUGUGGCGCCAAAGUUGAAGGAUAUCUUUAUAUUGCAACCAUCUAUUUCAAGAAAGGCAAAGAAGCAUUGAAGUUCGACGAAUAUGAAAACUGCCAAGGGUACUUGAAGGACUGUCGUGUUCCUUUGGGGGAAGCAGAGAAGAUGUGUGAUAAUGUAGACCCAAUCAUUCGUUUAGAUGUUACUGCAUUGAAGAAGAAUGUAGAGUACCAUGAAGGCCUUGUCAAGAGGUCUAUAGCCAGAGCAAAAGAUGCACAAGCGCGUCAACAACGGGAACUAGCGGAGGCUAAGGAGAAGGAGAUUGCGAUGGACCAACUGAAGACUGAUAUCAAAGCACUAGAUCUUCUCUUGAAGUUAUCCAUCGAACUCUUCGUCAAGCAAGUCUAUCAAUCGUGGCCUCCUAAGGGUACUAAGGAAACACAGCCUUCCUUGACCUCAUCAUCAACAUCGUCGUCGUCGUCGCAGAAGAAGCUACUGAUCCGAGCCAUCAGCCAUUAUCACCCGGACAAGGUUGAUAAGAGCGUACAUGGUAUCAAAUGGCAGUUACUCUCAUGUGAAAUUACCAAAUGCCUGAGCAUGCGAUUAGCCAGAAUAAAGUAACAGAGCAACGGCGGCAUGACUUUCGAGAUAUCAAGUAUAAUAGGCCUACAAGCUUUGCUUCUUUAACAGGUUAUCGAUGUUUCACCUUAUUUCUCUAAGUUAUUGUCAUUGUUUUUUUUAUCAUUCAUUAGCUUGUUAAAUCUUAUGUAUGAAACAACCUUGUUAGGUGGAAUGUGGAACAAUAAAACAAAACAAACAAGUUCAUUUCCCAAUUGUUUGUCCUAUAGAAAUCAUGUUCAGAUUACAUAAUACGUCACUGUAAUGUUCCUAUAUGUUCAUAGGUGAUAGACAAGGUUGGAUUUUUGUUUGGCCUUAGGUUGAUUUUCCCCCCAAAAUCCUUGCAAAAGUGUUUCAUUCAUUAUCUUCCUUGACAGGGCAGAAUAUCCAAUUCGACUCCAUUUACGAUAUAUCCAAUUAACACGAAAGCUUGCUUCUGUCAUUUACUUUUCAACAUUUCUUUUUUUUGCUUUGUUAGAAUAAAUAAGCACAUUUGAAAUGUUAUCGUCCGUUUUACGCCUAGGCUUAUAUAUAUAUAUAUAUAUAUAUAUCAAACACCAAACUUUGAGGAAUAGAGGAAUUUGAUUUCCAUAAUUUAUCGGGGCUUAACUUCAACGAACCAUAGGUGAAACUUAUGUACCAUUGUACUGAUUUGCCAAAAGUAUAUUGACAUUCAGAUUAAAAAACCUAGUUAUAUGGAAUGUAUUUGAUAAGUUACGUUAUAAUAAGAACACCAAUGUUGUAUACAGUAAAGCUAAUCACCGGAUGUUUUUUCUUAGGAAGCUAAACAAAUUAACGUUGACAGGACGAUCUUGCAUCUUUUCUAUCAGUCUAUCAUUCAAAGUGAUCUUCUAUUCAAUCCCAUUUGUUUUUUUAUGGAAAUCUCACACCAGCAGACAAAACUAAACUCGAACGUCCUAGGAAAAUUGCUCAACGUCUUAUCAGCAUUGAAUUAACACCCGUAUCAGUUUUGUUUGAAGAUCGCUUAUUGACUAAAAUAACUUCUAUUAUGAAAGACCCACCACAUCCACUAUUUUCAUGUUUUACUUUUAACCGCUCAGGAAUCCGCCUACGUGUACCAAUUACCCAUAGAGCCAGAUACAGAAAUUCUUUUAUUCCAAAUUCCAUGCACAUCUAUAAUGCACAAAUAACACGAAGUUUUCAGCUGUAAGCGAAAUAAUAGCGAUAAUAGCGAUUAUGAUUAUUUGUUAACUUUUUCUCUACCCACCCAGUAAAAUAAAUUUGUAGGGAUUGGGUUGGAAAGUUUUCCACCUUAUCACCUUUGUGGGUCAAAAACAUCCGUUGUGUAGCUCUGCUGCUGAUUUUUUUCUACAUUAUUAUGGCCAUGUAUUUUCUGUCAUGCAUUAUAAUCUGAUUGGAAAUUAUGCCAUCUUUCCUUCUCUAUCUCUCCCCUUUCCCUUUGGACCCUUACCAACUCUCCCCAUAUUUCUCUCUUUUAUCAGUCCUUCGAGCUUGAGCUCUCUUUUUCUUUCUCUUUCUGC
Molecule: messenger RNA, 2634 nt
Organism: Strongylocentrotus purpuratus (purple sea urchin)
Lineage: Eukaryota; Metazoa; Echinodermata; Echinoidea; Camarodonta; Strongylocentrotidae
Exons: 6
Coding region: 20-1135 (371 amino acids)
Source: RefSeq, a predicted model, not a curated record